Ictalurus punctatus (channel catfish) is the source of this 4312-nucleotide messenger RNA. RefSeq names its product tripartite motif containing 3a (gene trim3a). Gene Ontology annotation, biological process: negative regulation of translation; protein polyubiquitination; proteasome-mediated ubiquitin-dependent protein catabolic process. Lineage: Eukaryota; Metazoa; Chordata; Actinopteri; Siluriformes; Ictaluridae. Bases 1093 to 3414 code for a protein of 773 amino acids. The transcript is spliced from 14 exons. The record is from RefSeq and is a predicted model, not a curated record. Gene Ontology annotation, molecular function: zinc ion binding; protein binding; ubiquitin protein ligase activity.
AAAGUGCAAAGUUCUGACAUUUUCCAAAGAGGGAACAUUUAAAGUUAUUGCUUUACCUCUGACUGGUACAACGCAUUGAAACUGGAGGCUCCUUCCAAAACACUAAAUAAAUAUAUCCUGAGGGACAACUUGACUAUAUCAACGACUGCAGGUUUUUUAAUCAGAUUAUAUGGCACAUCCAGCACACAAGUCUAAGUGAAUUAGCUGUUGCUAUGGAAACAAUGUGUGUAAUAUUUCUGGAAUGUUUGUGGAAUAUAUCUGGAUUAGGUGAGGAUGUGUGAAAUGUGUAUGGAACACUUCUGGAAUAAGUGUGGAAUAUGUCUGGAUUAUGUGAGGAUGAUGUGUGGAAUAUAUGUGGAAUACGUCUGGAGUAUGUGUGGAAGAUGUCUGGAUUAUUUGAGGAUGUGUGGCAUGCGUGUGGGAUAUAUCUGGAUUAUGUGAGGAUGAUGUGUGGAAUAUGUCUGGAUUAUGUGAGGAUGAUGUGUGGAAUAUAUCUGGAUUAUGUGAGGAUGAUGUGUGGUAUAUGUGUGGAAUAUAUCUGGAUUAUGUGAGGAUGAUGUGUGGUAUAUGUGUGGAAUAUAUCUGGAUUAUGUGAGGAUGAUGUGUGGAAUAUGUCUGGAUUAUGUGAGGAUGAUGUGUGGAAGAUGUCUGGAUUAUGUGAGGAUGAUGUGUGGAAGAUGUCUGGAUUAUGUGAGGAUGAUGUGUGGAAGAUGUCUGGAUUAUGUGAGGACGAUGUGUGGAAGAUGUCUGGAUUAUGUGAGGACGAUGUGUGGAAGAUGUCUGGAUUAUGUGAGGACGAUGUGUGGAAGAUGUCUGGAUUAUGUGAGGAUGAUGUGUGGAAGAUGUCUGGAUUAUGUGAGGAUGAUGUGUGGAAGAUGUCUGGAUUAUGUGAGGACGAUGUGUGGAAUAUGUCUGGAUUAUGUGAGGACAAUGUGUGGAAUAUGUCUGGAAUAUCAAGCUCAAAUUUUGUGCAGUAUGGUGCUGCAGCUAGCUCUCACGAACAAUCACGUACAUCUGCCCAGAUUUUCCUGCAAAUGCAUCGGUUAACUUGUAGUUGCUGAGAGGUGUGUGUGCCUCGUACUCCUCCCGUGAAUGCCUCUCACCAUGGCUAAGAGGGAGACGGGCAGCACCAGCCCUGUGGUGCGACAGAUAGACAAGCAGUUCCUGGUCUGCAGCAUUUGUCUGGAGCACUACCACAAUCCGAAAGUUCUGCCCUGCCUGCACACCUUCUGCGAGAGAUGUCUCCAGAACUACAUCCCGCCGCAGUCCCUCACUCUUUCAUGCCCAGUGUGCAGGCAGACAUCCAUCCUGCCUGAGAAAGGCGUAGCAGCGCUGCAGAAUAACUUCUUCAUCACUAACCUGAUGGAGGUGCUACAGAGAGAGGCAGAGUGCUCGCAGCCCGAGGAGCGCGGAGUGCUAGAGUCAGCCAGCGCCGCCAACUCGGCCCAGCCGCUGUCCUGCCCCAACCACGAAGGCAAGGUGAUGGAGUUUUAUUGCGAGUCGUGCGAGACAGCGAUGUGUCUCGAGUGUACGGACGGAGAACACCGCGAGCACGUGACUGUUCCUCUGCGUGACGUUCUCGAGCAACACAAAGCAGCGCUGAAGAGCCAGCUGGACGCCAUUCGCAACAGGCUUCCUCAGCUGACGGCAGCCAUCGACGUAGUGAACGAAAUCUCCAGGCAGCUCUCGGAGAGGAAGAGCGAGGCCAUAUCUGAGAUCAGCAGCACGUUCGAGGAGCUGGAGAGAGCACUGCACCAACGCAAGAACACCCUCAUCACUGACCUGGAGAACAUCUGCAGCACCAAGCAGAAGGUGCUCCAGACCCAGCUGGCUGCUCUCCUGCAGGGGAAGGAGAAUAUCGAGAGCAGCUGCAGCUUUACAGAGCAGGCUCUGAGCCACGGCAGCGCCACCGAGGUGCUGCUGGUGCAGAAGCAGAUGGGAGAGAGAGUGGCAGCGCUGGCGCGCCACGCUUUCCCCGAACAGCCACACGAGAACGGGCAUCUGGAGUGCCAAGUGGAGACCGAAGGCCUCCGUCGCUCCAUCCAGAACUUGGGGGUUCUUAUCACCACCAGUGCUGUGGGUCACACCAGCGUGGCUACAGGAGAAGGACUACGGCAUGCCGUGGUGGGACAACACAGCACCGUUACCGUUACCACCAAGGACAAGGCUGGGGAGUUGGUGAAGACGGGCAGCGCCGCUCUCGUCGCUCAGAUCACCGGACCCGACGGCUCGGUCACUGCCGGCGAGGUGACGGACAACAAGAACGGCACGUACGAGGUGGGCUACACGCUGUCCAGCGACGGCGAGUUCUCCUUUUCCCUGCUGCUGUACGGCCAGGCUGUGAGGGGAAGUCCGUUCCGCCUGCGCGCAGUCAAAGCCAGCGACGCCCCGCACUCCCCUGAAGACGUCAAGAGACGUGUGAAAUCUCCCGCAGGAGGUGGAGGAGGGGCUCACGUCCGCCAGAAAGCACUGCGUCGUCCCGCCAGCAUGUACAGCACCACCAAGAAGAAGGAGAACCCCAUCGAGGACGAGCUCAUCUUCAGAGUGGGGUCGAGAGGGCGCGAGCGGGGUGAGUUCUCCAACCUUCAGGGCAUCUCCACAUCCACCAACGGACGUAUAGUGGUGGCUGACAGCAACAACCAGUGCAUACAGGUGUUCUCUAACGAUGGUCAGUUCAAGCUGCGCUUCGGGGUCAGAGGUCGUUCGCCAGGGCAGCUGCAGCGUCCGACCGGUGUGACAGUGGACAUGAACGGGGACAUCAUCGUAGCAGACUAUGACAACCGCUGGAUCACGAUCUUCUCUUCUGAUGGAAAGUUUAAAAGUAAAAUCGGAGCAGGGAAGCUGAUGGGACCCAAAGGAGUAGCUGUGGACAAAAACGGUCAUAUAAUAGCUGCAGACAACAAAGCCUGCUGCGUCUUCAUCUUCCAGUCCAACGGCAAACUGGUGACCAAAUUCGGAGCCAAAGGGACGUUAGACAGGCAGUUUUCAGAUAAAAUUACUCCAACCACCCCAACAGAGCCAAAGCUAAGUAAAUCAGGCCCCGCAUUCAGUCCCCAUUUCGUGACGGUGAACAACAAGAAUGAAAUAAUAGUGACCGACUUCCAUAAUCACUCUGUUAAGGUUUAUAACGCAGAUGGCGAGUUCCUGUUUAAGUUCGGUUCUCAUGGAGAAGGUAACGGCCAGUUUAACGCUCCUACAGGAGUGGCAGUGGAUGGGAAUGGUAACAUCAUCGUCGCAGACUGGGGUAACAGCAGGAUACAGGUGUUCGACAGCUCGGGCUCGUUCCUGUCGUACAUCAACACGUCAGCAGACCCGCUGUACGGCCCUCAGGGUCUGGCCCUCACCUCCGAAGGACACGUGGCCGUGGCAGACUCGGGGAACCACUGCUUUAAAGUCUACCGCUACCUGCAGUAGGAAUCCCAUCAAGGAUCAUCCAGCAAAAGUAUUGUACACGUGUAACGAAUUUCUUUGCACAACCACAAAGGCCCCUGCCACCGAAACGACCUUGAUUCGAGUCAAAUUGAAGUUCGAGCAGGGUCUGACGUUUAUCCCCUCAUCGCUAUUGCGCCGAUUCGAAUCGAUUGUGAAUUCUUCAUUAAAUCCAAAAAAAGACCAAAAAAAAAAACUAGACAGCAUCACCAACAUAUGAGAGUAAUAACAAUCACAGCACUCUGAGCAGUGUGUUUGUGAAGGCAGCUACUCUUCAGCUUUUACACCGGUUGGUUUACCGUCACUCAAUUAGGACAUUUUCAGCGGCACGAAAUUCCUUAAUUAUCGACAAGCUGUCUGGGGAAAACACCAUACUGUGAAAACAAAGCCAUUUCCCAUCAGACUUACUCUCCGUGCGUCGACUCGUCGCAUACGUUCAUGCAUUUCUAUCAUAUCGUGUGCAUUCAUCGCUUUCGCAAAGCCACCGUGCUUCAGUACGAUAAAGCUUCAAAUGCCAGUGUUUUCAGCUCUUGAUGUACAGGUAGAGAGGACACGCAGCUUAUAGUCCUAACGCUCAUCCGCCUUAAAGGUCUCUGCGUAUAUCUGACAGGGGUGUCCGCCAUAUCACCCAGCACGACAGCACAACUCUAGACGUAGUGAAGGAAACUUUAAUUUAUUUCAUUUUGUAUACCGUGUUAUGAUUUACAGGUGAAAAUAAAUAAUAAUGAUCAUUUCUGUAACGUUUUUAUCUGCAAAUGCCUUGACAUACAGUAGACGCUACCGCAUGAAGCGCUUAAGUGUAGGAAGCAAACAUAUCGCCAAACACGAAUGGUGCACAUCAUCGAGGCAAGGGGAGAAAAAAAAAAAAAAAAGAAAGAAAGAA